Talaromyces proteolyticus is the source of this 363-nucleotide messenger RNA. RefSeq lists its product as uncharacterized. The record is from RefSeq and is a predicted model, not a curated record. NCBI's taxonomy places the organism in Eukaryota, Fungi, Ascomycota, Eurotiomycetes, Eurotiales, Trichocomaceae. Bases 1 to 363 code for a protein of 120 amino acids. The transcript has a single exon.
AUGAGACUGGCCUGUCGGAGUGGAGCACAUGACCACUUUCCGAUAGCUUUCCUAUCGCUGUAUGUCAUGACGAUCAUUCUCGCUCCCGCAUUCACAUCUCCUCCUCACCACCGCCAGCCAGAACAGUUCCGCCCUCUGUACCACAUUCAGUCCCCUGUCGCCUUUUGCCUUGACAGUCCGUCGGCCUUGGAAUUCGAAGAGCACUCUGGUCCCUUUGAUUGCCUCACUUCUGAUCCCAACCCCUACGCAAACCUCUUAUCCGGCUACCCCGCUCGCCACUAUCGGAAACUUUGGCGUGAUCAGAACGAAUUCGCUGCUGGGUACCCUGUUGAACAACUCAACCACUUCCUGUUGCCUCCCUGA